AAAUUCCUCGCCCACUCUCUCUCUCUCUCUGACACAAACACGCACACUCCAUUAAACCCUUCACCAACUCCAUUUACCAUAAUCUUCCUCUCGAACACACAUUCUCUUCUAAGAAUUCUAGAGAGAGAGAGAGAAAAUGCGUGGUGAAGAUCUUGAAAACAGAGGAGGAGGAACAGGGGAAGUGAAAAGCAGAGCAAACAAUGGGAGCUACUCGCACUCUUCUUCUUCCUAUAUGAUUGAUGAUUCUGAGACCCGUUGGACUUCUUGGUUGGUUCCCGUGUUCGUGGUGGCCAACGUAGCUAUGUUCCUUGUUUCCAUGUACUUCAACAACUGUCCCAAGCACAAUCCUGGGAACUGUGUAGCGAGGUUUCUUGGUCGGUUCUCCUUUGAGCCUCUCAAGCUCAAUCCUUUGUUUGGUCCUUCUUCUUCAACAUUGGAGAGGUUGGGAGCGCUUGAGUGGACUAAAGUUGUUCAGAAGCAUCAAGGAUGGAGACUUGUCACUUGCAUUUGGUUGCAUGCUGGUGUUAUUCAUCUGGUUGCAAACAUGCUGAGCCUGGUCUUCAUUGGCAUACGCCUUGAGCAGCAAUUUGGGUUUGUUCGGAUUGGAGUCAUUUACUUGUUGUCAGGAUUUGGUGGGAGUGUACUUUCCUCUUUAUUUAUUAGAAACAACAUCUCCGUUGGUGCCUCUGGCGCUCUUUUUGGGCUUCUUGGAGCAAUGCUUUCAGAACUUAUCACAAACUGGACUAUUUAUACUAACAAGGGUGCAGCUAUGAUCACACUCCUGGUCAUCAUUGUCAUCAACCUUGGACUUGGAAUUUUGCCACAUGUUAAUAAUUAUGCCCACAUCGGUGGAUUUUUGACGGGUUUCCUCCUUGGCUUUGUUUUGCUUCCCCGUCCUCAAUUUGGGUGGUUAGACCAGCGGAAUCUCCCUGCAGGCAUUCCUGUCAAAACCAAAUACAAGGCUUACCAAUACGUGUUAUGGUUUAUUUCCAUUGUUCUGCUGAUUGUUGGGUUUAUAGUUGCAUUGGUGAUGCUUUUCCGAGGAGAGAAUGGGAAUGAUCAUUGCCCCUGGUGUCACUAUGUGACCUGUGUACCCACUUCCAGAUGGAACUGUGAUAAAAAUUAAGCCUCCUAGAAGGGUCUUCUACUCUAGUGUCUUUUUCCCUCGUAUGUAAAUGCACAUAGUUGUUUUUGAAAUUGAUCUUUGCUCUAUUGUGUUGUAUAUGCUUUUACUCUUUUAAGAUUGGUGCCAUAGUUUCUAAAAUUUUCAUAUGUAUGCGUAAAUUGUAGUCAUUCUUCCAUUGUAUCUGCUUGUUUGGUGCAUUAUUGUGUCAAGAAUCAA
Quercus lobata is the source of this 1342-nucleotide messenger RNA. RefSeq names its product RHOMBOID-like protein 3 (gene RBL3). Gene Ontology annotation, biological process: proteolysis. The record is from RefSeq and is a predicted model, not a curated record. Gene Ontology annotation, cellular component: membrane. Gene Ontology annotation, molecular function: serine-type endopeptidase activity. The transcript is spliced from 5 exons. NCBI's taxonomy places the organism in Eukaryota, Viridiplantae, Streptophyta, Magnoliopsida, Fagales, Fagaceae. The coding region runs from base 137 to 1126 and encodes 329 amino acids.